Messenger RNA from Mercurialis annua (annual mercury), 680 nucleotides. RefSeq lists its product as uncharacterized. The record is from RefSeq and is a predicted model, not a curated record. The coding region runs from base 113 to 532 and encodes 139 amino acids. The transcript is spliced from 3 exons. NCBI's taxonomy places the organism in Eukaryota, Viridiplantae, Streptophyta, Magnoliopsida, Malpighiales, Euphorbiaceae.
AUUUAUGUCCUAACCAUUAUCAGUAUUCUAUUCUUAUAACAUAGCUGAUCAAAUAUACUCUAUCAAGAUCAAGAAAUUUUUUAUUUUCUUGAAUUAUUUCUUUCUUUCUUCAAUGGCUGUAACAUGUUUUUCUUCUCCUCAAAUCUUGAUUCAUAAAUCUGGUUUAGUUAUUAGGCCAAGAACCAAAUUUGUGAUGCUUAAAUAUACUCAAAUUUCACUCAAGAAAUCACCAAAACUUCAAGUUAGAUCAUUCAAGAACAAGGUCUUUGAGAAUCAAUCUGAGGGGAUAAUUUGUUAUAUAGAUGAGAGUGGAGAAUUAAUUUGUGAAGGAUUUGAUGAAGGUCCUAGGUUACAUCAACAAAUUUCAAGAACAUCAUCAUCAUCAUAUGAUUCAAGAGAUGCUGAGAUAUUCAAUCUGCUACAUCAAAGAUUGCUUCAGAUUGUUAAUGGAGUUGAGUUUAACAAUGGUGAAAAUGGUGUUGCUGCUGUUCAAGAAGACUUCAAAUGGAAUGAAUUUAAUAAAUGCUGUUGAUCAAUUACUGACUCAUUAAAUCUCUGUUUUAUUCUGAAUAAUUUGCAUCAGAUAUGUAAAUGAAACUCAGUUCAUCCACUCUCAGAAUGUAUAUAGUCGACUUAAACAACUUUUAUCUAUAUUAAAUACAGUUUCUUUUUUCUUUCUA